Messenger RNA from Cyclopterus lumpus (lumpfish), 5010 nucleotides. It is a transcript of the gene cntln, whose product is annotated as centlein, centrosomal protein. Bases 334 to 4296 code for a protein of 1320 amino acids. Gene Ontology annotation, cellular component: centriole; centrosome. The record is from RefSeq and is a predicted model, not a curated record. The transcript has 27 exons. NCBI's taxonomy places the organism in Eukaryota, Metazoa, Chordata, Actinopteri, Perciformes, Cyclopteridae. Gene Ontology annotation, biological process: centriole-centriole cohesion; protein localization to organelle.
GACAGAAAGGAAAAACAGCGGGCUUGUUUGAAACAGGAAAGCGUUUCGGUAUCUAUUGACAACGCCGUGAUUCAGUGAGAAAGUUUGUUUUGGUUGUUUGUACAAACGUCUCCAAACGGUCCAUUUAAUGGAUGGUUAAACUCUACAGUUGAAGCACGCAGUGACGAUGUGCUAACUUAACGCGGAAGGCUGUCGACGGUAGACGAUAAACGGAAUAUAUGUUAGGUUGUUUGUUAACUAACCUAAGUGGCUAACGUUAGCUAAGAUAGCUAAGUAGCUGCUGCUACAGUGUUGAUAUCCGGCUGGUUGGGAAGUUAUCGAAACAGUCCCAACAUGUCCUCAAAAGAUGACACUCGCCUCCUGGUUUUGGAGGAGCAGGUGACGAGUUUAUCAGAUGAGCUCAUGCAAUGCCAGGCAGACAAGGAGUUUGUGUGGUCCCUAUGGAAACAACUGCAAGUGGCAAAUCCCGACUUGACCCAGGCUGUCAGUUUGGUGGUUGAGCGUGAGAAGCACAAAGCUGAGUUCAAGGACAGAAAAGUGUUGGAGAUCCUCCAGUCCAAAGACUACAAGAUUCAGGAGCUGGAACAGAAAGUGACAGGGCAGCAGCAGGAGAUUAACAACUCGGGACAGAGGAGGACGGCAGUGGACGAGGAGAGUGCCUUAAUGAAGAAGGAUCUGACAGCUCUGCGUGAACAACUGGUCAAUAACAGUCAGGAACUUAAGGAAAUGAAGACGGAGUGUAGGAGGAAAAAGAAGGAGGAGCGGCAGGUGGUGCAGGCUCUAGAGGAGGAGAAAGGGGGAUUAACCUCCUGCUGUGCCGCCCUGCGAGCUGACCUGGAGGAGAAAGAGAGGCAGGCUAACAGCCAUCAAGACCAGAGGGAUGCUGCCCAGGACAGAGUCAAGGAGUUGGAGGAGGAGCUCCACAAUGCAUGUCAGGAGUUGUCCAGCUUGAAGAGCCACAGUAGCAGUCUAACGGCUAGGCUUUCUUCCAAAGAGAGGCAGCUAGCAGAAAAAGAGGGGCAACUCAAUCAACUUCGUUGUGAGUUCACAGAGGUGCAGACCCUGUACAGACAGAGCACAGAGCACGCAGCAGAGCAGAGCCAUCUGAUCAAGCAACUGGAAGGACUCAACCUAGACACUCAGAAAGUCCUGAGGAACCAAGAAGAGGCUCAUACUGCUGACACCAGCUCCUGUCAGAGGCUGUACAAGGAGUUGAGCCAGUGCUACCAGGCCCUGGUGUCUAGUGAGGGCAACCUCCGCCAGAGUCACCAGAAGCUCAGCAGCCUGCUGGCUCAGAAGGACCAACACAUCCAGCAACUCCAGGCCCAGCUGCAACAGCAGCAGCAGGAACAGACACAACUGCAGCAACAACUGCAGCAACAGCAGCAACAACAACAACAACAACAACAACAGCAACAGCACCAGCAGCAACAACAGCAGCAGCAACACCCCUCACCAAAUAGACAAACCAACUUUAAGGCAGUGAUGUCAGAGCAGGUUGAUGCUGCAGCUCAGAGGUCGAGCCCUGAUUCUGACUGGGCCCCCAGCCGAGGCUCAGAUCCCAGGCCAGAGGAUCAGACCCGUCAACAGAGGUCCACCAGUUCCGUCGGAGGAAAGCAGGGUGCACCGGUGCAGCGAUCCAGGUCUUUGUCCCCAGCCAGCAGUGUGGAGUUGGUUAGCAGGAAGAGAAGAGGGGCAGAACAGAGGAUUCAAGACCUUGAGAAGCUGCUGCAAUUGAAGAUGGAGGAGAAUGAAGAGCUGAAGAGGGCUCAUGAUACGCGGCGUGAACGCCUGUGUCUGAUUCAAACCCACUACAAGGCAGUCCGAGGCCAGCUGAAAGAGAUGGAGAAAUCAAAGGGCUUGCCAGGACGGAGGACGCAGCGUGCAGAACCGUGGCAGCUGAGACAAGAGAACAGUGAUGCGGUGUGGAAUGAGCUGGCCUACUUGAAAAACCUCACCAGGAAACUCUCUAUUGAAAAAGCCGGCGUAGAAGAGGAGCUGGACAUGCUGCGAGUCCAAGCUGCUAUGGACCGCGCCACCGUGAAGGAGCUCCACUUGUGUCUUGCUAAUGAACACCAAGAAUUGCUUCACAAAGUGCUGGAGGAGCGCCAGGUCAAAAGCAGCACACCGAAAAAGCUUUCUGUCUCUUCAGAGCGAAUGGAACAGUCAUUUAAAAAGAUAGAACAUCUGGAGCGGAGGAUGGUGUCCCUGGAGGAGGAGACCGAGGGGCUGAGGGAAGAGAACGAGCAGCUACUUGAGGCCAAGGAAGACUUGGCCCACAAGUGCCGCAGACUGCAAGCCUCCCUGGAUCAUCUGCAAACCCAGGAAGCUGUCUGUGAAGAGGCGGCCCAUGCCCAGGCCCAGGCCCAGGCCCAGGGGAUGCGCCAUCGCAGCGAGAUCAUGGCUUUAGAAGGCCGGCUAGCUGCCUCUCAGAAAGAGGCUACCAAACUUCAUCAUCAGUUGCUGAAGCUGAAACCGGAUCUAGGGAUCCUCAGGGCAGCCAGGGACUUCUACAGGAAUCGUGCAGCAGCAGCACCAGCACAGGCAGGUGCAAUCCCAAGCAACAUUAGCUGGAAGGUCAAAUUCAAAACAACUAGGCUCAGAGGUCCGUUACACCAGUGCAGCCACCGAACAGUCAGCCCCAAUCAAGCCAUCAGCUGGCAAGGCCGCAGCCCGAGUCCCACUAAGGACGAGUGGGAGGAUAUGAGCGUCGAUAGUGAUGAAGAGUACGAGGACAGUCUCAACAGUGUGGCCGCAGGGACAAUGCCUUCCAGACAACGCUCGGACAAAAAGUCCUGCAGGUGUUCACUCGUCUCGAACACAGCGGCACCGGCAGCAAAAUCCCACAGAAAACAACCCGAUGUUCUGGCCCGAGACGUUGAACAGCAUGAGCCCUGGGACCGAGGGACGGGAGGAGAGGAAAGGAGGUGGAGGAGGAAGAAGAGGAUGCUAAUGAAGACCCAGCACUACUCCUCCUCUUCUCUGCAGCAGCGCGUAGAGUCCCUGCAGCAUCACAUUGACAUACUGCGAAGUGCCAGGAAAGACGCUUUGCUUUCUGCCAGAGAGCUGCGGCGGGCCAAUGAGAAGAUCACGGCACAACUCAACUCCCUCACUGAGAAACUCUGCAGCAGCGAGCAGCUCACACAGAAGCUGACCUCUGACCUGGCUGGUAAGGCGCAGCAGAAAAAGGUUCUGGAGAUGGAGCUGGAACAGUGGAGGCAGAUCACGUUACCCCAACAAACUGUACCAGCAGCACCAGUACACACACAGUGCUCCUGCCUGGGCAGGACCAUGCCCGCCCCAGCUAAUCCGGCCUCCCAGUCCCUGGAGGCUGAGGUCAAACAACUUCAAGCCAGACUUAAGAGUGCAAGUGCGGAGGUCACAAAGCAGGUGGCAGCUAACAAAGCCCUGCGAGGCCAACACCAGGAGAAGGAGGACAAGCUCCGUCAGCUGCAGGACAAGGCGAGUCACACAGAGCGCGAUGUGACCAUGAAGAGGCAGCUGGUGGAGGACUUGAAGACGAGACUGAAGUUCCUGCAGGAGAUGGAGAAAAGUUACCGUGAACAGGUGGAGGAGCUGGAGAAGAAGGGGAAGACUUUAUUAGAGGAGGCCACCAACAGGAAGGCCCUCGUUGAUUCUCUGAAGAGGCGACUGAAUGUUGCAACCACAGAGAAAAGCCAGUAUGAAACCUCCUGUAAAAAACUGAAGGAGGACCUGGAAAAUAAGGAGCAGCGCAUGCAUGCCUUGCAGACUCGAGUGGGAGCCAGUGAGCAGGCUCUGGCGGCACUGGAACAGACAGCCACUGAGCAAAUGGAGGGGUUGACCCAGCAGAGCUCCCAUGCCUUGGACAGGAUUCAGAGACAGCUCAGCCAAGCCUUCUCCCAGCUGGAGCAGCUUCAUUCUUUCAUCAAGGCCCUGGCCAGUGAAAUACUUUUAGACGUUCAAGAGGUCAAGCAGCAGUUGAUGAAGAGGAGGAGGUUAAGGCAGGCCAAUGCUGUGGCAGCAAAGGGCCGCCUCUCAGCCAAGUCUAUGAUCAAAGCCAAGUCCAUCGCUGCCUCCAUCCUCGAUAUGUCAGAGAAUGAUCUUGCGGACAUAAUGGAUGCUGACCAGGGAGCAGAGCACCAUUCAGAGAGUCCAAGAGACCAGGAGUGGCUGGACCACCUCAACCACAUCCUCCAGCAGAAGAUCCCCUCUGCCGGCCAGCUAAUGGAGGCUGUGCGCGUGAAGAUGAAGGAGAGGAAAGUGCUGACAGAAGAGCUGGCCACGCUCGUAACACCAGUCAGCGAAAAAGCCUGACUCCCUGGGCUGAGGCUGGGAAAACUGUCAUCCUCUUCUUUUUCUCCCUCCCUUCUUCUCUCCCUCCCCAGUUCUUACUCUGUGGGAGCUGGGCUGAGCCAAGCUGAGCCGGGGUAGCAGAACCAAUAUUUGUAAGAAAAGCGCUGUCGACUCACUCUGGUCCACUGGCUCGACUCAGCAGCCUGGCUUUUGUAAAUGAGCCCUCGACAUCUGUGUUAGCGCUCAGUGCCCUAUGUCUACCAGACAGUGGCCCUUUAGCACCGAGCUAAUUUAUAAUGCAGCCACUCUCAACGCAGACCUGGGGUGAUAAGGCAAAUGCUUACUUUAAUGUUUAAGUUAGACUUUUUUUUUCUUUUGCUCUCUUUUUACCUCUCUCCCUAAUUUAUGAGGACCUUGGGGUGCAGGGACUUGACCUCGUAAUGCCAAGUCAACACUUUGAGAAAGUCAAGUGUGCAGCACAGAGGAGUUGGAUCCAUUUAUCAGACCGUAUACUGCACUGCUCUGAGAGAAAACAUUUAACGAUUGAAGUCCACUAAACUAUAUUCAUCAAAUGCACUGAAGGAAAUGAUCUGUAUGACAUGUAUUCAAUUUGUUAUAGCUUCUGAACUAGCAUUACAAAUAUUCGUUGAUAAUGUAUUACUUAAUUAUGUUAAAUAUCAAUGAUUUCUGCUGAAAAGCUUUUCUAAAUUUCAAAAUAAAAGCCCAUUUCUCUUU